UUCCCAACCCCAACCACCGCUUUCGUUUCCUGCGCCUCUACUUCUUCUCUCUCUCUCUCUCUCUCUCUCUACCUUCCCCAACGACCGUAACCCUAACCCUAACGAAUCUUCUCUCCCUCUUGUUUGGUUGGAGACGGGUCCGAAUCCCCGCAACGGCGGAGCCAAUCGCGUGUCGCAAACUAUAGGGUUAGGGUUAGGGUUAGGGUUCGGGAAAUGGAGAUCCCGACCCACGCCCCCACCGCUGCCGUCGCCGCCGCGGACGACUCGGCGGCGAUGUGGGAUUGGGGCAACCUCCUCGACUUCGCCAUCAACGACGGCGACGACCCCUUGAUACUCCCCUGGGCCGGCUCCGACGACGGCCGAUCGCCCCCUUCGCCGCCGCUCGCGGCGGAGCAGUCGCCCCCUCCACCGCCGCCGGCGCCGCCACCUGGCGGNGCAGGGACGAGCCGGGUGCGGAAGAGGGACCCGCGGCUCGUGUGCCCUAAUUACUUGGCGGGGAGGGUCCCGUGCUCGUGCCCCGAGUUGGAUGAGCAGGAGGUGGAGGAGGAGGAGGAGGAGGACGUGGCGGAGGUGGUAGCCGGAGCACGGAAGCGAGUGCGAGCCGGUGGGGCGGCGGCGGCGGCGGCGGCAGCGGUGAGGUGCCAGGUGCCGGGGUGCGAGGCCGACAUCAGGGAGCUGAAGGGGUACCAUCGGCGGCACAGGGUGUGUCUCCGGUGUGCGAAUGCUUCGUCGGUGUUGCUAGACGGGGAGCACAAGCGUUAUUGCCAACAGUGUGGCAAGUUCCACAUACUGCCAGAUUUUGAUGAAGGUAAACGUAGCUGUAGGAGAAAACUAGAGAAGCACAACAAAAGAAGGCGGCGAAGACCUGAUUCUAGAAGCAUAGCAGAGAAAGAAAUUGAAGCUCAAGAUACUCUGGUUGAUGUUACUUUGGAGGAUGCACAAAAGAAAGAGAGUCCAAAUGGAUUUGCGUGUGAGACAGUUGAAACAAUGGUCAGCAACAACAUCUUGGAAAGAGAAACGCCAAUGGGAUCUGAAGAUGGGCAUGGUUCUAUCAGCUCCCUUCCUGGGCCCCAAAAUGACCAAGGCAACAGCGUUGUAUCUUUUGCAGCCUCUGUUGAUGCUAGUGUAGAUGGAAAAGUGGAUAAUACUAAACCUUCCCUUUCUGCAACAUUUUAUGAAAACAAGACUGCUUAUUCAUCUAUGUGUCCCACAGGACGCAUAUCCUUCAAGCUAUAUGACUGGAAUCCUGCAGAAUUUCCUAGACGACUUCGCCACCAAAUCUUUGAGUGGUUGGCUGGUAUGCCUGUUGAGUUGGAAGGCUAUAUUCGUCCGGGGUGUACAAUUUUGACUGUGUUUAUUGCAAUGCCACAAUUUAUGUGGGAGAAGCUAGCUCAUGAUGCAGCUCCUCUGGUGAGAGACUUGGUUAAUGCUCCUAAUAGUUUGUUGUUCGGGAGGGGAACAUUUCUUAUUUACCUCAGUAAUAUGAUUGUUCAGAUUUUGAAAGAUGGAACAUCAUUGAUGAACAUCAGGAUGGAGGUAGAAGCUCCUAGGCUUCAUUAUGUUCAUCCUGCAUAUUUUGAAGUUGGAAAACCUAUUGAAUUUGUUGUCUGUGGCAGUUUUCUUGACCAGCCUAAAUUUAGGUUUCUUGUGUCAUUCAAUGGAAAGUAUCUGAAGAACAGUUGUUGUCGUUUGACAUCUCAUGUAAAGAACCGGCCAUAUAAUGUACAUGGAGGGGACUAUGUGCAUGACUCUGAGCAUGAAGUGUUCAGGAUAAGCAUAAAUCAAGCGGAAGCUGAAGAAUAUGGUCCUGCAUUCAUUGAGGUUGAGAAUGUGUCUGGCAUAUCCAACUUUGUUCCUGUCCUUUUUGGUAACAAGCACAUAUGUUCUGAACUAAAGAGGUUUGAAGAAACAUUUUCUAACUUUUUACAUGGAUAUAACCUCUCUGGAAAUCCAAUCACUGGUGCUACUACAAACUCGUGUGAAUUCCUUGAGUCAAAACAAAAUGCAAUGUCGGCACUACUUUUAGACAUUGCAUGGUUACUAAAGAAGCCUCAGCUGGAUGAGAACAAAAGUUUUUUGAGUUCAGCAAAUAUUCAAAGAUUGACUUAUUUGUUGAGGUUCUUAAUAGAUAAUGAGUUUUUCAAUGUUUUGGAAAUUAUAAUGCAAUCCUUGGAAAAAAGAACAAAUUGGGAGGCCUUCUCUAACUUAAAAAAUCAGAGAAACAAUGUUGAUGUGGGGUUAUUUCUAGAGUAUGUGAAGCAUGCUCAAGAAAGUAUUGGUAAUAGAGCUCAUCAUGAUGCGAGGCUUGAAGAAGAUUCAAGAAACUUGAUCAACGGAAUUGCGAUGCCGCUGAGCUAUUUUGAGAGCAAUGCCAACUCUUCUAUUCCCUUCACAAGUCAAAAGGAAGGUGCAAUCGGCGGUGAUGAACAGUGCGCACCUACUACAACAUCUCAAGAGGAUGAAACCGUCGCUCUUUUGACUAAAGAUGUUGCACACCGACAGUGCUGCUCACCGCAGUUGAGUGCCAAAUGGCGUCACCGCCCUUGGACCCUUACACUUUCCAGCAAUGUCAUGAAAAGACACGUUGCUAUGGUUGUAAUGGUUUCUGUUGUUAUGUGUCUCACCACAUGUAUUGUUCUUCUGCACCCUCAUAAGGCUGCCAAGUUUGCCGUUUCAAUAAGGCGGUGUUUGUUUGGUGGUUCGUUUAGGAACUAAUUUGUUACUUGUAUUGUAUCAUAUAUGUACAAACUAGAUGAUGGGGUUUAACUUACUUUUUUUUGUUGUUGUAUAAAAGCGGUACUGAUUUAGUUUCAGUAUUUGCAUCCUUUUUCCUUCAAAGAUUGCGGAAGAAGUUAAUGUAUGUUGAACAUGGGUCGACCUAUUGAUGAGUUUUUCUGCUGUAAGUUGUUUAUGGUGCACCUACGAAACUCAACUGAUACUUACUGUGGAAAUAUAAUAAUACAUUUGUUGUUAUUAAAA
This is a messenger RNA of Ananas comosus (pineapple), 2979 nucleotides long. RefSeq names its product squamosa promoter-binding-like protein 9. The record is from RefSeq and is a predicted model, not a curated record. Gene Ontology annotation, cellular component: nucleus. Lineage: Eukaryota; Viridiplantae; Streptophyta; Magnoliopsida; Poales; Bromeliaceae. Gene Ontology annotation, molecular function: DNA binding.